Messenger RNA from Bathycoccus prasinos, 6951 nucleotides. RefSeq lists its product with no specific name. The record is from RefSeq and is a predicted model, not a curated record. Lineage: Eukaryota; Viridiplantae; Chlorophyta; Mamiellophyceae; Mamiellales; Bathycoccaceae. The transcript is spliced from 3 exons. The coding region runs from base 1 to 6951 and encodes 2316 amino acids.
AUGACGACGACGAUUUUGCUGCGAAGGACCAAAAAAGACUGGAUUUUGAACCACGUUUUGUUCGCGUUGCUGUGCGCGAUGUUGUUGAUGGCUUCUUCGCCGCCGGAAGGAGAACAACGAAAUCAAUUUCAUUGCGACGAGCGGUACCGAGCAGCGGGGAUGAUGGAAGGAGGAGGAGCGAUCUCGUCGAGGACGAGUUUCGGAUUCUUCUUAUUCGCGGACGCGGCUUCGGCGUGCGUGUGCAAAGCCGGGACCUGCAAUUGGGACGACUUGGUGCCGGAAAACGCGGCGGCUGGGGAUACGUGCGAUAUCGAACCGGUGGACGGAGUGAUUACGGCGAAUAUCUUGUGCGAAGAUUCAGAAACGAACGCGAAUAGCGUGCAGCCGACGGAAAUCUUCUUGACGAGCCGAAAUUUCGACAGGUUCUCUGGAGAUAUUAUUUUAUACAAGUGUUCGACGCUGACGACUUUCGAAAUGUCGGACGGUUCGCCGUAUAACCUUACGGGAAAGAUUGAGAUAACUCAAAACGAUGCUCUCGAAAGCGUUUAUAUAUAUCAAUUGGAAGAAAUCAUCGGGUUUUUUGAUCUGUCCGCGAAUCCGGUGCUGGAGCGAGUCUAUUUGCAGAGUCUUUUGGGGGUGAGCCAGUUUAUCAAAAUUGUUGAUAACGGCGGAAGUAGCCCAAACGGUGGUAUAGAGUAUUGCGAAUUCAACCAACUCGGUAGAGUUGGCGAAAACGGUCCGGAGACUUUUUAUUUCGACUCCAUUUCUGAUGCGUACGUUACUUCAAAUAACAACGCGUGGAGUCUCGCAAACACUUCUUACGCGUACACGUCCGGUGCCGCUGAGGUUGCGAUCGAAAUCAAGGGGAAUACAUUUCGCGGAGAUUAUUAUGUCGGAUUGUAUUUCUCUUCUCUAACAAACGUCAGGGGUGACUUGAAAUUCGUAAAUAAUGUGAAUUUGCAUUGGAUUAGCUUGCAAUCGUUGCGAGCGGUAUGGGGACAAAUGCUUAUCGAGGGCAACACUCGAUGGGGUAACUCAGAAGAGUAUACGUACAUAAACAGUUUCUGUAAAUAUGAAACCGAAUCCGAUCUUGGCGAUACCUCGGGCGUAAAAUCGGUUUUGAUCGACGCGUAUGUUCCCACCCCCUAUUAUUACACGGAUUGGAGCAUGGGUAAUAACGGCGUAACAACAGACAUGAUUGAUUAUAUUGAAUUUACGUGGACGCCUAUUAAUCAAGUGGUCGCUUCGUACCAAACUACUUCGACAGUCUUGGGAACUCAUGGAGGGGGUUGCUCUGCUACCAAUGCAUUUGACACUCUAUGUACUUCACACGCGAGCUGCGGAUACUCUCACGUGAUGGAACAAGAGAUGUUUUGUGGGUCGAAACUUGACUCGUACGAGUCAGGUUCUUACUCUUACGAAUGUUCUCCGUGCAUCCAAUGCGUUCGGAAUCAAUAUUUAUUUUCGCAAGUCGAAGAUGUGUCGAAUCCGAACAUGUGGUACUAUGCCAUCGACGGUUCGUGUCCAGGGAAGUGCGUGUACGUGCCGCCAUCGCCGCCGCCAGCGGAAAGCCCUCCUCCGUAUAACUCUAUCACGGAUAAUACUUUUAGUUCCGCCAUUACUUCGUGCUUGGAGAUUGAUCCGGUGUAUGGAAAUUGCGAAGAAAGUGGAUACGGGCCAAUCUCAUACUGGGACGUCAGCGCCGUGACAACUAUGACGUCCGCGUUUUCUGAGAAAUCUUCAUUUAAUGGAGACUUGAAGAAUUGGGAUACCUCGUCCGUGACAGACAUGACGAGUAUGUUUUAUAAUGCUUUCGCUUUCAGGGGCACCUUGAUAUAUACUUGGAACGUAUCUAACGUUGAAAGUAUGGCGGAUAUGUUCAACGGCGCCGUUUUGUUCGAUGGGCGCCUCAAGGAGUGGGAUGUGUCGAGCGUAACGACUAUGGAGGGCAUGUUCGGCAACUGCAAUUCUUUCGAUGGGGAUUUGAGUGGGUGGUCAACGGGGAACGUGGUAAAAAUGAAUGGUAUGUUUUACAACACGGCAUCGUUUGGAAGCUAUUUCGAGUCGCUUCGUUUCGAAACGGAUCCGGAUAUCGUCUGGGACACGUCGAGUGUGAAUGACAUGUCAAGCAUGUUCGAAUCUGCCAGGAGCCUAACCAGUGUCCCAUUUUAUUGGGAUGUGUCCAGCGUCACGUCGAUGAGUCGCAUGUUUCAAGGAGCGGACAAUUAUAGGCCCGAAGCUUUUUCAGACUGGAAUACUGCGAACGUGAAGGAUUUUUCGUUCACAUUCGCGAUGUUGGAUCCGUACUCUAGUGAAUACUGGGGUAUCGGAGGUCACUGGCAAGGGUCUGAACGAUAUAUAAAUGUACACAAUUGGGACACAUCUUCCGCGACGACAAUGGAGGGAAUGUUUGCGAACGAUCCUUUCUUGUAUAUAAACUCUGCCGAAUUCUCAAAUUGGGACGUAUCGAAUGUUCAAAAUAUGGAUUCCAUGUUUGCUGGGUGCUCAAACUUUAAUGGAACAAAUUCGGGCAUGGAAGUCUGGAAUACGUCUCAGGUGACGAGCAUGAACGCCAUGUUUGGAAACGCGGUGAAUUUUGCCGGAAACCUAGCAUCCUGGGACGUUUCGCGAGUUACAUCGAUGAUAGGUAUGUUUAAUAACGCGACGACGUACAACGAAGAUAUCACCGGCUGGGACGUCUCUUCCGUGAGCAUGAUGUCGUUCAUGUUUGAAGAUGCGAUUUCGUUUGAACACAACAUUGGCAGAUAUUGGGAUUUUACUUCCCUUUACAAUUUUGACAACAACAUUUACUCAGAAUUCAUAGAACCGACUUAUUUUAUGUUUUCUGGAGCGACGUUGUUUAACAUGAUGUUCACGUGUGAAAGUGGCGUCGCGAAUCUUAACUUCGAUUAUGGUGACGGGACCCUACUCGCCUCCAAUGCCGCCAGCGCCGCCACCACCGCCAUCGCCGCCGCCGUCGCCAGCGCCGCCACCGCCGCCGUUUCCACCACCGGCUUCACCGUCGCCACCGCCACCACCGAGUCCACCACCGGCUUUACCGUCGCCGCCACCGGCGCCGCCACCGAGCCCACCACCGUCUCCACCACCAUCGCCGCCACCGUUGCCACCAUCGCCACCGCCACCACCGAGUCCACCACCAGCGCCACCGCCGUCGCCACCGCCGUCGCCACCGCCGUCGCCGCCGCCGUCGCCGCCGCCGUCGCCGCCACCGAGCCCACCGCCUUUGCCACCGCCGUCGCCGCCGUCGCCGCCACCGCCACCGUCGCCACCACCGAGCCCACCACCGAGCCCACCACCAGCUGCGGCUGCGAGCAAAAGGCAAUGUUUAUCAACGCGAUGGCGUCUGUUUUAAACGUCUCACCCGGAGCUAUUACAAUCAUAUCCGUUUCGGAGGUUUCCGCGGGAUUGGCAAAAAGAAGAAGCAGAAGAAGGAAUACUUUGCAAACAUCCAGUGGCGUGGCCGUGGAUUUUAAAGUUGAGUUGACGACUUUCACCGAAACCGAUACCGUCAAGGAAGCGUUGGUCACCACGGAUACCACGAAAAUCGACGAUAUCAAAACUAAGCUUACCAAUGAGGGUUUGACGAACGUGGAGGACGUUGUGCCCCCAACGGAGACAACCUUCUUAGCUUUGGCACCACCACCAUCGCCACCACCACCACCGUCACCACCACCAUCGCCGUCACCGCCGCCAUCGCCGUCACCGCCGCCAUUGCCGCCGCCGCCGUCGCCGCCGCCGGCGCCGUCGCCGCCGCCUUUGUGCGGAAACGGCGUCAUAGACGCGGGCGAAGAAUGCGAUGAUUUUCAGAAUAUUCGAGACGGUGACAUCGGUUGUUCAACGACGUGUGCCAUCGAAACCGGUUUUCUGUGCGAAUAUAACGAAACGCUCGGAUCGGUUUGUUCGUGUGCGAACGCGGUUGGCACGUGGGCCUCGGUCGAUACGAUGUGCGUUGAUAUCACAAUUUGCCCUUUUCCAGAACGUUGUCCUGGGUUUGGAUCGUCGUGUACAGUUGGUGCGAAUGGUACCGCUUGUUAUACCUGCUCGGAAGGGUAUUAUCGCAAGGGCGAUGCGUGUGCAGAGUGUGGGGAUAACUACGCCAUGUACGGCGUUGGCGCGUUGGGUAUUAUCGGUUUAGUACUCGUCGGUGUAGGGGCCGCUGACACCUUGGACUCGGUCUCAACUUCAGCUCUGAGAUCAGUGUUCAACACGAUACAAUAUUUAUCUGUGAGUUUGAAUUUGAGCUUCAAGUGGCCUGGACCGGUUCUAGACGUCGCCGAUUGGUUCGCUUCCUUUAAUUUUGGUAUACAAAUUUUCGCUCCAGAAUGCAUCACCGGUUUCGAUUGGACGAAAGUAUUUUGGGGAGGCGUCGUGGGCGCUCCUUGCAUGAUAUUUGGAACCAUAUUUUUCGCCUUAAAUAUGGCCAAAUUGCAGUACAAGCUCAUGGUUCGAUCGAUUCGCCACGACAAAGAGCUAGGAUAUUACUUCAAAGGAAGUUUUGGUGGUAUGAUUGGACACAAAAAAACCUGCAUCAGUUGGAACGGGGACAAGGUAUUGUACGCGCUGCACAAGAAGUACAAAGUACUCGCUUCUUUUCGAAAGUUCUUCGGUCUUUGUAUGACAGUCAUAUAUUUACCGGUGAUUAAUUUGUGUUUGCAAUCUUUUGACUGUUACGAUGUCGGAAGCACUAGAGUAUUAUCGGCGGACGCGAAAGUUGACUGCGACUCCGAGACGCACUUAUUCGUCCAAUCUGUUGCCGGUGUUGUUGGUUGCGCCGUGGGAAUAGGGAUACCUUUAUUCGUGUUGCUUCGCGUCAGGCACAUCCGCGUGCGCAAUAAAUUGGACGAUAACCGCGUUCUCGACGCCGCUGGCGCUUGGUAUGAGGUAUUUCGUCGCCCUACUACGGAUGCUCUCGAAAUUGUCAAUCGAAAGGUGACGAAAACUACGAGAAAGAAGAAAUACGGAUACUUCGAUGCAGCUUUGGCUCGACUCACCGGCCAACGGAUGAAGAAAGAGACGGUCUAUGGUGGUGGAGCCGCAGACGGAGAAGAAGACGAAAACGAGAUUGUACGAGCAAAAGAUUCUGAUGGAAAUGCGAUUGAAAAUACGUUCGACCCAAAAUUAUUUCGCUCCAAGUCGCGCGCGACAGUCUCCACGGAUAUCGAUAAGGCACAGACGUCGGAAAUGGAAAUUAAACCACAACUUGAAAAGAUUCGAACCAUGGCAAAAUCCUUCGAGCGACAGAACUUCUCAGACGGACCGCAAGCUGAAAAUGAAGUAUACACUCUCGCGUCGCUUUUUGCCGUUCACUACAUGACCAUUGAACUCGCGAAUAAAUUGAUCGUCGUGGUGCUCGCGCAGCAAGCUGGAGGUGGUGAAAUCUCCGGGGGGCUGAUGCUGCCCGUCUACGCCGCAAAUGCGUACUUGGUUUACUUUAUUCAGCCGUGGAGAAGGAUCACGGUGUCAUUCGGACCGAUUCGGGUUCGAAACGUGAUGAAUAGAGCGGACGUGAUGAACUUUUGCGGACAAGCUCUUGUGAUCAUCAUCGCCUUUGCAUUGGAUGGUUCGCAAGCCGAAACGGGGGUCAUUUUGGUCUUGUUUUUAGUCGGCGUUUUAACCGUAUUUCGUUGCUUUGUUUUAUUCUCCAUGAUAUUCGAGAAAGUGAAACAAAAACUUAAGAAAACCGAGGCUUCCUUUAACGAGGAUCCGGUCGGAGCAAGAAAAGCUGCAGCGGAUCGAUUCUACGCGAUUGCAACCUCUGCGCAGCUCGCUGAAGUUGGUCUUUUCGUAUACAAAUUUGAAACGGAUGUGAAUCGACGGCGUGCAGUCGGCCGACUCGAAGAAUGCAGAGACUACCUCCUUCAUCGCGCGGAAAGGUGCAAAGAAAAGCACGCGAAUAAUAAAAAUGCGCUCAUGAUGAUGACAAAGUCUGUUUCAGAAAGAAUCGAAUUGUUGCAGCCUCCGCCACCUCCAAAAGAAGAUAUGGAGAAAUUGUUGAGCGAAGCGGAGCAACCUGCGAUACAUGCCGGAGAUUUAAUCGAAAAGAACGCGCAGAGAGAGUUUCUCGUCCCGCCGACGAGGACUUUACACGAAGCCAUAGUAUUGUUCACAAAAUCGACGAGGAGAUGUGAAAAUUUGGCCCGCGUGUACGCCGAUUGCGAGCUAAUCAACGAAUUGUAUUCAGUUUCUUGCGAUAUUAAACGAUUUUCCUACGAUGCCGCCCAACUCUCUUUGAAGUUUGGGUUUGUCGAGGCUUUGAAGUAUGAACAACGCGUGGUGGAAAUUACGAAUAAAGAAGCCGUCGUCUCUAUGCGUCGCGAAAGCUUUGAGGGUUUUCUCAGCGCUCUGCAAAAUGUAGAAAAUUUGUCGCAAGCGCACGACAAUGAUCUCAUGGAAAUCAUCGAACUCGUCGAGCACGACGUGUCUGUGACAGACAGAGUGCUCGCCGAUGCCUGCAUCGAAAGUUUAACGAGAAAUUUCGUGAACUCGAAAGUGAAAGCGUCGAAAAAUCUGAAAGACAACUGGAUCUCGUGGGUACCCUAUUUGGAGCGCGCACAAUUUUCAAAAGCUGUACACGAUACGCUCCAAAAAGAGAAGCAACUCGCUGCAGCUUUAAAACAAAACGAUAAGUUUGGUGCAAACCGCAUCGAGCAAACGCUCGACGUCGAGCUCAACGCGUACGUCGCAGACUUGGAGGCAAAGAUCGUGAGCUUGUCAGACUUUGAAUGUUCCGACGUGUGCAAUCAAGUAAAGAACGUAGCGAUCAAAGUGUACACGGAGAAAAUAGCUUCCGCUCGAGAUUCCAGAAAUGGUAUUCGAGCUCAAGCUAAACCUGGAUGGACGGACGCCAUCGGCGAUUUCUUUUCAGCUUUCGGAGGAAACCAAGAAGCAAAGAAAAGAGAAGAGUACGUCCCCGAAUCUUCGAGAGAAUGA